AAAUAUUCUUCACAUAAGGUGCCCGCUAAAUAUAGAAAGUACAACAUAACCUCUGUUUGAAAAGAGCAAUCACAAAGAUAUUUUCUAUUUUUAGCGGCACCUUCACUAAUAAAUAGGGAGAUUGUCUAAAGAAACAAUACGUAUGAUAAUAAAAUUCCUCAUAGCUAAAAAUUUUCUGUGCUCCUUCGGAAUAUAAUUAUUCAUUGCUGUAGUGAGGGUUUUGAGUAUUGCUGUGGCUUUUGUAACUUGAGUUGGACCUUCUCUGAAUUGGAGGGAAUAUAAGGCUCAACUUUGGUUUCUCUCGGACCCGUAUGAACAACAUGAAAUUGAAGGAAGGAUGCAAUGCUGAGGUUUGCCGUUCAGAUGGGGGUAUAUUUCAGUCUUGGUUCCGGGCUUGGAUCAUUUCAUGUAAUGCACACUAUUACCAAGUCGAGUAUGACAAUCUUUUAGAUGACAAUGGAGAACGUGUUGUGGAAGAUGUACGGGCCGAUGCAGUUCGACCAGAGCCUCCGCAGAUGACAAAAAUGAGGAAAUUGGCUCCGGGGCAUAUUAUUGAAGUAUAUGAUAAUCAUGCAUGGAAGGCAGGUAGAGUUGUCAAAGUUUUACGUGGAAGAUUAUUUGUUGUAAAAUUAAUGGAAUCAUUACUAGAGAGGAAAUAUCAUCUAUCUGUUAUCCGUGCUCAGCUGUUUUGGCACCGUGAAAGAUGGCUGCAUAAUGAUGAGGUAGCACAAUCAGCUUUGCCUGUGCAAGAAAACAUUGAGUGUUCUGUAGCUAGUAGUAGCAGUAGCAAUGAGUUACAUUCCGAUAAGAAGAAUUCAAAACACGAAUUAGAAAUGAGUGCAUACCGUUCCACAAUGAGAGCUUUUUAUGCUUCGACUGGGUGUUUAACUUGGGAGCGAGAAACUUUACUGAGAAAUCUUCGACAUGAAUUGCACAUUUCUGAUGAUGAGCAUUCAUCGGAGUUGUCACGGUUGUGCUCAAGAAAAGAUAUGUAACUUAACUUCUUUGUAAGUUUCCUUCAGUGAUAUGUAAUUCAAAAUUCUUUCAAGAUUGCCUUAUGAGAUGUCGGUUCUUGUGUGCAGGCCUGGAAUUUGAC
This is a messenger RNA of Cryptomeria japonica (Japanese cedar), 1096 nucleotides long. RefSeq lists its product as uncharacterized. The transcript has 2 exons. The record is from RefSeq and is a predicted model, not a curated record. Bases 312 to 995 code for a protein of 227 amino acids. Lineage: Eukaryota; Viridiplantae; Streptophyta; Pinopsida; Cupressales; Cupressaceae.